ACCCCGGAAGACCGCCCAGGCCCAGCUGCUGCCGGCAGGACAGCAUGACACCCCCGACUUUUUACUCCUCACUGCUGCUCCUCCUCUGCUCCCUCAUCCUCCACACAAGUGCAUUAACAUCAUGUCGGACGAACCAGUUCCAGUGUUUGAACAGGAGAUGUAUCACAAUGAGAUGGAUGUGCGACGGUACAGAUGACUGCGGAGAUGGCUCCGAUGAACUUCCUGCUAACUGCUUGACCAAAACUUGUAGUCCGACACAGUUCAGCUGUGGGGGCCGUCUUAACCAGUGUGUGCCGAAAACUUGGCGUUGUGAUGGAAAAGCUGACUGUGAGAACGGAGCCGAUGAGGACGGCUGUGCGGCCAAACGGUGCCAAGCCUCAGAGUUUCGCUGCGGGAACGGCCAGUGUGUGUCCUCCUCCUUCGUGUGUGACGAUGAGGCGGACUGCGACGACGGUAGCGACGAGGCCUCGUGCCCGCCCGCCACCUGCACCGCCACAUCUUUCCAGUGUAACAACUCGGUUUGCAUCCCACGCCUGUGGGCCUGCGAUGGCGACUCCGACUGUGCCGACGGCUCGGACGAGUGGACCCAGAACUGCGGCUCGAAGGACGUGGCCUCCACCCCCGCCCGCCGGUGCGGCCCGCUGGAGUUUCACUGCGGCAGCGGGGAAUGCAUCAAUGGGAACUGGAGGUGCGAUGGAGGAGCCGACUGCCACGACCGAUCGGACGAAGCCAACUGUGCUCGGGUCACCUGCCGUCCCGACGAGUUCGAAUGUGGCGAUGGAGUCUGUAUCCACGGCAGUCGCCAGUGCAACCAGCAUUAUGACUGCGCAGACAUGAGUGAUGAGGUCGGCUGUGUUAAUGCAACCCAUUGCGAGGGUCCCACCAUGUUCAAAUGCCGCAGCGGGGAGUGCAUUAACAUGGAGCGGGUGUGCGACAGGCAUCGGGAUUGCAGGGAUUGGUCAGAUGAGCCUCUUAGGGAAUGUGGCGCCAAUGAGUGUGUCUUCAACAACGGCGGUUGUUCUCACACAUGCAAAGACCUGAAGAUCGGCUAUGAGUGCAUGUGUCCCUCCGGAUACAGGCUCGUUGACACUAAACGUUGUGAAGAUAUCGACGAGUGCGCCUACCCAGACACCUGCAGCCAAAUCUGCAUCAAUCAGAUCGGCAGCUAUAAGUGCGACUGCGAGGAGGGUUAUCAAGUUGACCCAGCGACCAAAGCCUGCAAGGCCAUCGGUACCAUUGCCUACCUAUUUUUCACCAACCGUCACGAAGUACGAAAGAUGACUUUGGACAAGAGUGAAUACAUAAGAGUGAUCCCCCGUCUCAAGAACGUCGUGUCUCUCGACAUGAACAUGGCCGGCCAAGAGAUCUACUGGUCAGACAUCUCUCAGAAAAAGAUCUACAGAACUUCGAUGGAUUCAGCCGACGAUGCCACUCACCACCACAUCGUGAUCGACACUGACAUCGACGCCCCUGAAGGCAUCGCCUUCGACUGGAUCCACCGUAACCUUUACUGGACGGACAGCGUUCGCAGUACCGUCUCUGUCGUGACGGCAGAUGGCGACCGCCGCAAAACUCUCUUCAGCCAGGGAUUAUCCAAACCCCGCGCCAUCGUGGUCGACCCCCACAGCAACUUUGUGUACUGGACCGAUUGGGGAAAUCCUGCAAAGAUUGAGAAGGGAGGCCUCAAUGGAGGAGAUCGCUCUGCUCUGGUCACUGACAACAUCGUCUGGCCGAAUGGCAUCACACUGGACCUAUUAAACCAGCGGCUCUACUGGGUGGACUCCAAGCUGCACACGCUCUCCAGCAUCGACGUGCAGGGCGGCAGCCGACGUACCCUCAUCAUUGACGAGCACAGCUUGGCUCAUCCGUUAGGAAUCACUGUGUUCGAAGAAAAAGUGUUCUGGACGGAUGUGAGCAACAAUGCAAUCCUCAGUGCGAACAGGCUGACGGGCGACGGCAUCACACCAGUGGCCGAGCACCUCAUGUCUCCAGAAGACAUCAUCCUCUUCCAUAACCUCAAACAACCAGCCGGAAGGGAUUGGUGUCAGGUGUCCAAUGGCGGUUGUGAAUUCUUAUGCCUGGCAGCUCCUCAAGUGGGCCGCCGCCCCCCCAAAUACACCUGCGCUUGUCCAGAUAACAUGAUGCUGGCCAGGGACAUGAGGACAUGUGUGCCUGCUGAGGCGACGACCGAGGCUCCCGUACAGCCUCAUGUGGCCACCACCCGGCCCCCUCGCCUGCCGCCGGUACCCCCCAGUCCCGCUACGUCUCGGACCACACCUAAACCCGAGGUCCGCACCACCACCGCCACGCCCGUGCUGAUCACCACCACUGCCGCCCGGCCUGCGCGACGCACCACCAAACCUCCGAUCAGGAGGACCACGGCAGAACCAACAGUGCCUGCCACCAAGCCCCGGUCCCAGACCACCACCCAGGCUCCCGCCACUUCUCCAGAUCUCCAACAUGGAAAGAAGGUCGUACCGCAGACUGCCUCCAGCACCCCAAUAGCACUUUACAUCGCCUUACCUUUGGCAGUCGUUUGUCUGCUGGUCGCGGGUGCUCUGCUGCUCUGGAAGAACUACAGGCUGAAAAACACCAACACCAUUCACUUCGACAACCCCGUCUAUCAGAAAACCACUGAAGACCAAGUGCACAUCUGGAGAAGCCACAGCAUCGACGGCUACGCUUAUCCAAAAAGACAAGUUGUGAGCUUGGAUGAAGAGGAAGAUAAUCCCGCCUUCACAGAAAACUGAAACAACGGGGAGGAAAGAGGAGGCUCAUCAAUAAGCUACCUUUAACGUCUUUUAGGAUUUACCUCACACAGCACACAGCUAUUGAAGACAAAGCCUGAAUUUGACAAACCGGACAUGGGAAAUCCUCAAAAAGCUUUAUACAGUGAAAGAAUCAGGGUGGAACUGAAAGGAAGUUGUAGUUCUGUCGUUUCUCAGUCUAGUCAGUGGUGGACAUUUUAUAUUUAAACAUAAAUCUUAAAGAGGUUAGAUCCCUCAACUUUUUUUUACCUUCUAAUUGUGCUUUUCCAUUUUAUAUUUCUAGCGCUGCUCGGCUAGUGGACAAGGGGCUUAACUGUGAUACAGAUGCUGCUGGAUAAUUUAAAGGUGCUGUAGGCAGGAUUUUGCUAGUCAAUGCUAAUUUUUCUGUGU
Salarias fasciatus (jewelled blenny) is the source of this 3158-nucleotide messenger RNA. RefSeq names its product low density lipoprotein receptor a (gene ldlra). Gene Ontology annotation, cellular component: signaling receptor complex; plasma membrane; apical plasma membrane. NCBI's taxonomy places the organism in Eukaryota, Metazoa, Chordata, Actinopteri, Blenniiformes, Blenniidae. The record is from RefSeq and is a predicted model, not a curated record. Gene Ontology annotation, molecular function: hormone binding; protein binding; calcium ion binding. The coding region runs from base 45 to 2750 and encodes 901 amino acids. The transcript is spliced from 18 exons. Gene Ontology annotation, biological process: receptor-mediated endocytosis.